Ipomoea triloba (trilobed morning glory) is the source of this 796-nucleotide messenger RNA. RefSeq lists its product as uncharacterized. The record is from RefSeq and is a predicted model, not a curated record. Bases 58 to 582 code for a protein of 174 amino acids. Lineage: Eukaryota; Viridiplantae; Streptophyta; Magnoliopsida; Solanales; Convolvulaceae. The transcript is spliced from 4 exons.
AGUAUAUUAUGUGAUAUCAAUAGUUUGAAUAUUACUGAUUGCAUCAGGAUAUUAGACAUGACAAUUGAACUAAAGAUAAUCGAUACUAACACCCAAACAAGGAAUUGGAGUUGUAAAGUUCGUGUCAUUAAGAUAAAUGAACCAAAGAAUGCUAUUGCAACACCGGGACUAAAGUACAUGCUCAUUGUCCUCGAAGAUGAAAAUGGAACUCGAGUUCAAGUAGUAGUAUAUGAUCACGACAUUGAAAUGUAUGAAAUGACUCUACAUACCAACUCCUGGUACAGUAUUUCUAAUGCCACUGUCAAACCCUCACGAUCAUGCUACAAAGUCUUUGAUAAAAAAUACAACUACUCCUGGACUCUAAAUGUUAGGAAUGGAAUCCAAACAAUUGACAAUGUUGACACCGCAUUGGCUCCAGUUGAACAAGUUUACACAUCAUUCUCAGAAUUUUAUCAAAGGAUGAAAACUUCUACAGAAAUUUCAAUUGUGGCAAUUGUCAUUGACAAACUUCCAAAACAGUUUGUAUCAACAACGAAUGGGAAUCAAAAAAUCAAUGACUUCAUUGUUGUAGAUGAAAGUUGAAGCCAUUCAUAUUAAUUACUUGGAGAGGAUUUGUUGAUAAAGAGGGCAUUCAAAUAACUCAAGAAAUUGAAGUGGGAAACUACCCUGUAGUAUCUUUGGAUUACAUCACAGUUGUUUACUUUAAAAGUAAAUCGUAUUCCAUUAUUAAGAUGAUUUAGAAUGUAUAAAUUCUUACUACCUUAUCUUGUAUCAUUCCUUAAAUAAAUUAGGUAUU